CCUCGUUCCUCUUCAACAUUCUCUGACAGUUUCUAUACCAUACCAUAGUCUCUGAAACGGACAACAAAGUCCGCCAAAUUGUCGCAUACUUGGCCGACUCACUGGAAAGGCCUUAUUAUGGGGGCAGCUCAAUGACUACCUCGGUUUACGAUACCGCUUGGGUAGCCAUGGUGGCAAAGCCGCAAGCCGAAAACGACAGCAAUGCGACACGAUGGCUAUUCCCCCGAAGCUUCCAAGCUAUCCUGAGAAGCCAGAUGCCAGAUGGGGGUUUUGGAGAAUAUGACACUACAGUGGAUCAGAUACUCAAUACCAGUGCCGCACUGUUAGCUUUUCUUCGUUAUGAAGCAAAUCCCUCUUUCACCGGAUGUGAUCCCGUUCUAGAUAUGAGGGAACGAAUCAGGCGCGGGAAAGACUAUCUCAACAACAAACUCCAAGGAUGGAAUUUGAAGGACACUGACCAUGUUGGCUUCGAAAUCCUUGUUCCCAAACUCCUUACCAUGCUUCAGGCGGAAGGACUGGACCUUAACUUCCCGGACCUCCAAUACCUCAUGUUAUUGAAGAAUCGCAAAUUGGGCACACUAUCUCCGACUAUCCUUUACAAACAAAAGAAAACUACAUUGCUCCAUUCACUGGAAACGUUCAUUGGGGACAUUGAAUUCGACAAGGUCGGCUUCCAUUUGACUAAUGGUUCAAUGAUGGCAUCACCCUCCUCGACGGCGGCAUACCUCAUGAAUUGUUCGACUUGGGACGAUGAAGCAGAGAACUACCUGGACUUCGUUGUAAGCGUGGGAGAUGGCGCGGUUCCGUCGGCCUUUCCAAUCAAUGUGUUUGAGAUUACAUGGGUCAUAUCCACAUUUCUUGAGGCUGGGCUGCGCCCCGAAGUAUUGGGACAAGGGCAUAUCACUCGGCUUUCAUUAUUUUUGAAGACUGAACUGGAGAAGAACUCAGGUAUCUUGGGUUUCUCUCCCGGUGUUCUUCCGGAUGUGGACGAUACUGCAAAAAGUAUCCUGUGCCUGAAUCUGCUCGAUCUCCCCUUCAGCUGCAAAAAGAUGAUUGAGGUCUUUGAGGGGAGGACACAUUUCAGAACGUACGUUUCUGAAUCGACGGAAUCGUUCAGCGCAAACUGCAACGUUCUCAUGGCUCUCUUGACUUCUCCAAGGAGUUCACAAUAUGUAUGCCAGAUCGAGAAAGCGCUUGACUUUGUAUGCAGCAAAUGGUACGAUGGAAACUGGAAGGACAAAUGGAACCUAGAGAGGCAAUAUCCCAUGAUGCUCCUAUCUCAGGUCGCAGUCACCGUUUUUGAAAUGUGGGGUGCGCAAGCCCCUACGGGCUUGUUAUUGCGCCUACUCCAUGAACGUAUCCCGCUCAUGACUCUGCAAAUAGUCAUUCAAACAUUGAGUGGGCAGGAUUCAGCGGGGUCUUGGAAAACCUCCCCCGAGAUUACAUCCUAUUCAAUUCUCACGUUGAGAAAACUGGUCGGCCUUCCUUGGAUGGAUCACAUCCGUUACAAAAUCGAAGCGGCCAUAGAUCUCGGGAUUAAUUUCAUCAAAGAGGAAGAAACUAACUGGGGCAAGCCUGCUCUAGUAUGGGUAGAGAAAGUCACAUAUGGCUCGGCAAUGCUUUCCUCGACAUACUGUUUGGCAGCCAUACAACCUUCAUGUCCUCGGGCUUCAGAGGAUGAAACCCGCGAAUAUUUCCCUGGCAUGGGAGAUAAACUCAGAAAUUAUGUCAGACUCUUCUCAGCGCUACCGAUUCUUACAAAAGAGCCCAUCUGGAGGUUGAGCUCUUCUAUUCUCGAAGGUCUCAUGUUAACCCCCAUCCUCGACAAACGCCGAUCCGAACUACACAUAUUCCCUCGUCAAGGCAACACAACGCCAGGUUACCUCCAGUACAUUCCGUUUACUUGGGCAAUGUGCAACAAUUCAACACACUUUGGCAUGUCGACCAAGGCUAUCGUUGAGAUGAUGGUUGUUUCUAUGCUCAACUUCGAGGUUGACAAGUACCUUGAAGAUGUCACUGCCGAUAAUCCUUCUUCUUUCCUGUUUGAUUCACUAAGAAUAACAAUCCGCCAAGUGUUCGAUGAGCGUCAUGGCCAUAUAGGCACUGGUGAUUAUGAAAGGGAGGGUAAAAGGCGAAAGCUGUUCACAACCGAGCCGCUCCCUACGAAGGUGGGAGUCGUGGAUUCACCCGUUUCUCACCGGACAAAUAUGACCAACCUCAAAGGAAUACUAUCUCAAUUUGUUUCUUGGGUCUUGGAGCAUCCCGACGUUGGCGAGGAUAAUUUCCGACUUCAGAAGUUGGACCGAUCUUCUCGUUCUGCGAAACGAAUCAUGGGAGUAGGGACAUACUUCGGCUGGGUUCGGACAAAUCACACGAGCUGUCCGUAUUCGUUCGAGUUUUUUUUUCGGUGCGUGGUAUCACCCCCGGGGGUCGACUAUUUCUCCACUGCUAGAGCACGUUAUAUUGGUCAAGACCUUUGCUGCCAUCUUGCCACCAUGUGGCGUCAGUAUAACGAUUAUGGCUCUAUGGAUCGGGACCUCUUGGAACAAAACCUCAACAGUGUCGAUUUCCCCGAAUUUCUCGACAAACAGACUGGUCCAACUAGCGAAAUUUCGAUGGUGGACCUGGCAGAGAAGAGACAGGUUGCGAGCAAGCAGCUUCUUGAGAUUGCAUUGUACGAACGGCAGUGCUUGGAACUAGCAGUCGCCCAAGUCCAGCAGGACGUUAAACUGAGAGCGUGGCGAUCGCUACAGGUCUUCAUCAAAGUUACCGACAUUUACGGACAGAUAUAUAUCGUCAAAGAUAUCAAUCGCAAUUCUAGGGAUGGUGAAAAACCAAGCGCUACUGUUCCGUCAAUUUAG
Molecule: messenger RNA, 2861 nt
Organism: Lindgomyces ingoldianus
Lineage: Eukaryota; Fungi; Ascomycota; Dothideomycetes; Pleosporales; Lindgomycetaceae
Product: Ent-kaurene synthase
Exons: 4
Coding region: 132-2861 (909 amino acids)
Biological process (GO): diterpenoid biosynthetic process
Molecular function (GO): terpene synthase activity; magnesium ion binding
Source: RefSeq, a predicted model, not a curated record